CUCAAGCUGUCUGACAUAUUGUUUUUUCUGUCAAAUACUUUCAAGUGCAAAAUUAUAGAACAAGAGAAAAUUAACUAAAAGAAAUUAGAAAACUUAGCAAAUUAUUAAAAUUGAAUAAAAAUAACAACUCCUGAUACAGUGACUUCUUUCCCUAGACAGUGACUUCGCCUGGCCCUCAUGACACCCAUCAAUAUACAUUACGGUCAUUUCUUUACAGAAUUGUUUUCUUAUGAAUUAAUUGAUUAGAGUUCUCAUUUCAUUGUAUUGUUUUCGUUUGUUUUCCAUUGUAUUUCAUUAGUUUGUAAGUGUUAGGGCGUACAUUGUACAUAAUGAGUAUCCAAGUAUGUAGGGACACUUCAGACGCGGUGGCGCUGUACCUGCCACAGCGUUUGUACCUUAAAUCAUUUGCAAAGCUAAACAUUUCUGUCCAGCUCCCCUCACACAAGGUCCACGGCAAGUCCAUCUCCAACUGGGAUCUCAUGGAGAAACUUCGAAAAAUGAUCCAACCUGAAAAUUUUUCUAUACUCAAAGUGUCCAAGCAUAGUUCUGAAGUGAUAAGAUUUGACGCGGAGCUCGAGAGUCGAGACAAACUGGACCGGGUUUUGGCCAGGCUCGACGAUCGGGUUGUGCAGUUGAAUGACUACCCUGACCCGCUCAAAGUCAGGGUGUCUGAAGCCAAGUCUGACUUCCCAAGCAGGCACUCAUGGGAUUCGUUCUUCCGAGACGCGACAGACAUGGACGAGAUGAAGCCGGGUGAACGUCCAGACACAGUACACAUCACCAACUUACCAAUUCGUUGGUUUGUGCCCGAGAGAGAUCUAGAUGAUGAUGCACCACCAUCUGAAAAUAUAUUUAAGAAAGCUUUUGAGAAGUAUGGUUCGAUACGUCAAGUGGAUGUACCGGCUGCUGAUCCAUUCCGAAUGCAGAUGAAAUCUGCUAUGAGGGGCAUCUCAAUACCUCCACAAGAAGCGUCCCUUUAUUUUGAAGGGUACAUCCAGUAUAAUGAAUAUGUAAGCUUUGUCCGUUGUAUGGACGCACUGCGAGGGAAGAAGUUAUUGCGGAAAGGCAAUGACAUAUCACAGUGGUGCAGCAUUAGAGUAGACUUUGACAAAACAAAGCAUAUGACAGAUGCAGCUGUUAAACGCAGAGCUAUUGUACGCGAGAGACUCGCGUCGCGACAGAAGGCUAAGGAAGAAGAGGAAAAAGAUGAGAAAGAGAGAAUUGCUAGAAGGGAAGCCAAAGAAAGACAAAAAGAAACAAUCUCACGAAUAAUUUUUCACUCUUUAAGACAUAAGUAUGAGCAAUCGGAACGGGAGAAACUGCUCAAGAUGAGGGAAAGAGAAGAGAGGAGAAAAAAGAAGCAGCUCGCCAAACUGAUGGAGAGGGACAAUGUGGACCUCAACAGCAAGGUUGCUGAGGAACAGAAGAAAUUGUUGAAGGUGCAGAAGAAGCUGCAAGCAGUUCGGCUUAUUGAAGAGCUCUUUAAGAGAAUAGAGCUCCGUCCCGAGCUGCAACGCAAUGGCGCCCACGCAGAACGGUAUUACGGCGCGGGCGAGAGGUCCAUGAGGGCGCGCAUUGUCGCCAAGUAUAAACGGCAGCAGGAGGAGGCUGUCGAAGCCCAGAGGAACAACUUGAGGAGUGCUCUUGAUGGUCGCAUAGUAAUUCGUUCAGCGUUAGAGACAAAGAAACCAAAACGGGACUCUUCAAUAAGUUCAGUGUCUUCCGAUGACUCUAGAAACUACAAGAGGAUUAAAGUUGAGAAAUUGACCACACCGGAACAAGCUGCAGCCAUGUACGGAGUGCCUGGGCCUUACAGCUUCGGGUUCUUGCCGCCGUACGCCGCCGUACCGCCGCCGGGGUAUCCGUAUGCGCCGCAAACGUCGCUGUACUACCCGAUGCGCGGCGCGUACUACGGCGCGGAGUACUCGCGGCGGGCGCGGGGCCGGGGCGGCCGCGGCGGGAGGGGCAGGGGCUGCCGCAUGCCCUACUUCGACGGACCCGACGCAUCGCACCAGUACUACAAGUAUUUCAAAAGACUGACAGAAAACGAGGGUCGUAACGAGCAUGACGAUCGUUCAAGAUCGCGUUCGCGUUCCCGAUCUCGGUCGCGGCGCCGUUCGUACACACGUUCGCGGACGCGAUCGCGCUCAUGCUCUCGAUCGCGGCGACGUUCGUACACGCGUUCGCGGUCGCGCUCACGCCGAAGGGAGCGCAGCCGCAGUCGACGCGACCGCUCCAGGCGAUCACGGUCUAGGAGUCGCAGGACGAGGAGUCCGAUCAGUCGCUCCCGGUCGAAGUCACGCAGACGCUCAAGGACAGCCGACCACAGGUCUAGGUCAAGGUCGUCUGACAAACAUCGCUCAGUGACACCGAAGGGGGGCAAAGACAAAACCCAAAACACAUCAGAAAAGCCCAGGAGAGAGUCGCCAAGGAAAUCUUCCAGGGAAAGGUCGAAGAGUUGGUCACUGCCGAAGGAAGGCGCGAGUAAAUCCUGGUCAAGGAGCCCUAAGGAUUUAUAGUGCUAAUAAAGUGUAUAAUGCAAUGUU
Manduca sexta (tobacco hornworm) is the source of this 2546-nucleotide messenger RNA. RefSeq names its product A-kinase anchor protein 17A (gene Xe7). Bases 330 to 2519 code for a protein of 729 amino acids. The record is from RefSeq and is a predicted model, not a curated record. NCBI's taxonomy places the organism in Eukaryota, Metazoa, Arthropoda, Insecta, Lepidoptera, Sphingidae. The transcript is spliced from 8 exons.